Messenger RNA from Pezoporus flaviventris, 1821 nucleotides. Its product is annotated as tumor necrosis factor receptor superfamily member 6-like. The record is from RefSeq and is a predicted model, not a curated record. Bases 87 to 1376 code for a protein of 429 amino acids. Gene Ontology annotation, cellular component: plasma membrane; cell surface. The transcript has 11 exons. Gene Ontology annotation, biological process: positive regulation of apoptotic process; TRAIL-activated apoptotic signaling pathway; immune response. Lineage: Eukaryota; Metazoa; Chordata; Aves; Psittaciformes; Psittacidae. Gene Ontology annotation, molecular function: protein binding; transmembrane signaling receptor activity.
GCUAUAAAGCGGCUCGGGACGGACUUGUGGUCGUGCUGAGUGCGGGGCGGAGCGCAGCGCAGCGCUGGAGUGAGGCAGGUGCGGCUAUGGCAGCCGGAGGGACUGUGGGCCUGCUGCUGGUUUCACUGCUGGUAAUGCCUGGAGCCCGAGGAGCAGAGCAUUGUGGAGACGGGGAGUACUUAGCCGAAGAUCACUGCUGUGUAUUUUGUUCAGCAGGUACUUACGUUGCUCAGCACUGCAGAGCUCCGCAUUCGAGAGGAAUAUGUGUCCCUUGCACUGAAGGAGUAGGUUAUACCACCCAUGAGAACGGCUUGGAAGAAUGCUUGUCAUGCAGACAGUGCAAAGAUGAUCAGACAAUUUUGAGACCGUGUACUCCAACACAUGAUACUGAAUGCCAGUGCAAACAAGGGUAUUUCUGCCCUGCCGAGGGCUGUGAAAUAUGUCAUAAAUGCAGUACAAUGUGUCCGGAAGAAAAAAAAUUUGUGCAGACUUGCAAUGCUACUAUGGACCUAGGAUGUGGCUUACCUGAUCAAGGAAGCACAGUUCAUGUUUGGAUUCCUAUUGUGAUAAGUUUGUUUGCUCUUGGAUUUUUGCUCUUCUGUCUACAUAGACAGCUAAAGUGUAAUAAAGCUGCUUCACCUGUUAAAGAUGCAGAGAAAGGUCUGAACUCUGAUAGGAUGCAUUCCUGGAUGCAACAAGCUGAGCCUGAGGGCAGUACUGAAAGCCUUAUUUUACCAGAAGUGGAGGCACCUGCAAACAACACAAUCAACCCAGAGGAUGAGAACCCUGACAGCCCAGAAGACCAAGUGCAAACCAGUGUUAACCUGGAAGUGAAAAACACAUCACCAGAGGAAAAUAGUGUUGUACUCUCUGAGAGGGGCACCAGUCUGUGUGGCAUGAAAUGCCAGGUAGAAAGUUGCUGGAGGAGGUUUGCUGAGUUCUCACGACCAGCAAAAACUGGUCAGAAUCCUGCUUUUCAUCAGAAUGUCCCAUCUAAAGGCCCAAGAGUUAGGAUGCCAGCAAAUCGUAUGAUACAAGAACCACAGUGUCAAAUAAUUGUUAAAGAUCUCUCUCAAAAUGAACUGAGUGAUAGCUUUUUGGUCUUUAUAAAAGAAGUACCACAGAAAAAAUGGAAGCAGUUUAUGAGAAAACAUCUGGAGGAAAAUUCUAUUAAUAAAACUGUUCAUAACUUUCCUAAUGAUAUAGAAGAGCAAUCUUAUCAGAUGCUUCUCCUCUGGAAAAACUCACUGGGGGAGAAACAGUCUAUUAUUAAGCUACUGGAUGAGUUAAGGCAAGUAGAUAACAGGGCUUAUCAUAAUGUAUUGAACACCUUAAAAAGUAAGAAUAUUAUAAGUAAGUUAGAAGCUACAGAUUAAUAUUUGCAGCUAACUUGGAUAAUGUUCUUCCUAACAUACAUAUGUCUACAAACUUCCUUUAAAUGAGGACAUCAACAAACCACUAGGAAAAGCAGUGGCAUGGACUUGAUAACCUCACCUUCACACAGGGAACUGGAAGUGAUUUAACAUUGUCGGUGUUCGCACAGGCUCUGGUUGAGAUGUUCACUAAGGUCUUUUGAGUUGUAUUGUAUUAAACUCAGGCGCCAGAUGCCAGCUUGGGAGUGAGGAGCCUCCGCUCAUGUUUUUUCCCUUUGUGUGAGGCAGAUCCAUGCUUUUUUUGAGACCAGCCAGUGGGAGCAAAGAAGCUGCCACUGUUUUUGAGAAGAUUGCCAUGCUUUGUUUCCGGAACAAUUGUGUUUUGCUUUGUACUGGCAUGUAACUGUUACGUUUGAAGCACAGCAAUAAAAGCCUGGCUGAGCCAGAA